CCCCCCCCCCACCCCCCCCCUCCAACCACCACCAUGGCCAGCAACGUGACCAACAAGACGGACCCGCGCUCCAUGAACUCGCGGGUCUUCAUCGGGAACCUCAACACGCUGGUGGUGAAGAAGAGCGACGUGGAGGCCAUCUUCGCCAAGUACGGCAAGAUCGUGGGCUGCUCCGUGCACAAGGGCUUCGCCUUCGUGCAGUACGUGGCCGAGCGCAACGCCAGGGCGGCCGUGGCUGGAGAGGACGGGAGGAUGAUCGCCGGGCAGGUGUUGGACAUCAACCUGGCGGCCGAGCCGAAGGUGAACCGGGGCAAGGCCGGGGUGAAGCGCUCGGCAGCUGAGCUCUAUGGGUCAGUACCUGCCCCACCUUCUCCGGCCCCUCUCGUCAGAUCUUCGUUUGAUCUCGACUAUGAUUUCCAGAGGGAUUAUUAUGACAGGAUGUACAGUUACCCAGCGCGGGUCCCCCCGCCGCCCCCCAUCGCCCGCGCCGUGGUGCCCUCCAAGCGGCAGCGGGUGUCCGGGAACACCUCCCGCCGGGGCAAGAGCUUCAACAGCAAGAGCGGCCAGCGGGGCUCCUCCUCCAAGUCCUCCAAGGUGAAGGGCGAUGACCUGCAGAGCAUCAAGAAGGAGCUGAGCCAGAUCAAGCAGAAGGUGGACGCGCUGCUCGAGAGCCUGGAGCGCCUCGAGAGGGAGCAGAAGCUCAAGAGCGAGAAGGCGGAGGAGGAGCUGUGCGGGGGCGGGGCCGGCGCGGGGGGCGGGGCCAAGAAGGAGGAAGGGGCCGGCGGGGGGGGGAAGGGCGACGGCGACGACUCCCCCGAGGAGGGGGACCUGGAGGAGGAGGAGCCUGAGGAGCGCGAGCACGAGCAGCUCGAGUCCCUGAAGGGCGAUGAGAAGGAGGCCGAGGAGGGCGAGGACGACCGCGACAGCGCCAAUGGGGAGGACGACUCCUAAGCCCCGCCCCCUUCCCCCUUAAGCCCCGCCCCCUUCAAGCCCCGCCCCUU
This is a messenger RNA of Neopsephotus bourkii (Bourke's parrot), 1001 nucleotides long. RefSeq names its product heterogeneous nuclear ribonucleoprotein C-like. NCBI's taxonomy places the organism in Eukaryota, Metazoa, Chordata, Aves, Psittaciformes, Psittacidae. The record is from RefSeq and is a predicted model, not a curated record. The transcript has 7 exons. Bases 34 to 951 code for a protein of 305 amino acids. Gene Ontology annotation, molecular function: RNA binding. Gene Ontology annotation, cellular component: nucleus.